Messenger RNA from Kazachstania africana CBS 2517, 1443 nucleotides. It is a transcript of the gene CDC6, whose product is annotated as AAA family ATPase CDC6. Gene Ontology annotation, cellular component: nucleus. The transcript has a single exon. Gene Ontology annotation, biological process: DNA replication initiation; cell division; mitotic DNA replication checkpoint signaling. The record is from RefSeq and is a predicted model, not a curated record. Gene Ontology annotation, molecular function: ATP binding; ATP hydrolysis activity; DNA replication origin binding. The coding region runs from base 1 to 1443 and encodes 480 amino acids. NCBI's taxonomy places the organism in Eukaryota, Fungi, Ascomycota, Saccharomycetes, Saccharomycetales, Saccharomycetaceae.
AUGGUGACUCCUUCCAGAUCUGUUGAUUCGAAGAAAAGAUUAAAAUUAAACGUCACUCCAUUAAAAGAACGUGAAAUUAACGAGCCAAUUACUCCCAGUUCGACGCCUUCAAGGCUCAUAUUCGGUAAAGAGUCCAUAUAUUCUAGAACUAAGUCUCUUCUUCAGAGAUCAGCUGCUGUUACAACAAAUUCUGGUUUCCUCGUCAGUAGAAAACAACAAUAUGAUGAAAUAAUGAAUUUCUUAGAUACAAAUGUCAUGUCUCACCAAAGUAAUUCGUUGUACAUCACGGGGCCUCCAGGCACAGGUAAAACCGCUCAAGUCAGUCAAAUAAUCAGCAAAAACUUCUUACCUUUACAAGCACCGAGAGUUGCAAAUGAAAUGGAAUUACCAAAAGACCUGUUAAAUACUUCGUACUUUAAGUUAUCAAAUGGCAAAAUAGAAGCUGUGGCUUUGACAUCCAUCAACUGUAUAGCACUCAACGAUGCUUCCUCUAUUUUCAAUAAAAUUUACUCUUCUUUCUCCAAAGUAAACAAUACUCCAGUUAAAACAAUGCAAGAUUUACAAAGAUUCAUGGAAUUGUACUCAGAAAAAGUAACUUUUGUCGUUGUCUUAGAUGAAAUGGAUAAACUUUUACGUACUUCAGUGAAUGAUACUAUUGCAACAAGAUUAAUCUUUGAGCUUUUCCUCUUGGCUAAAAUGCCAAGUAUAAAUUUCCUAUUAAUAGGUAUUGCCAACAGUCUGGAUAUGAAAGAUAAAUUUUUGUCAAGAUUAAAUUUAAGAAACGACCUAUUACCAAAGACUUUAAUUUUCCAUCCUUAUUCUGCUGACGAAAUGUACAACAUUGUUAUGAAUAGAAUCAGUAUAAUAGAAGAUGACUGUAUAUUUAACCCUAUGGCUAUAAGAUUUGCUGCCAAGAGAUGUUCAGGUAAUACAGGAGAUCUCAGAAAAUUAUUCGACGUACUUAGAAAUAGUAUUGAAGUUGUUGAAUUAGAAUUAAUUGCAUCAAGGAAAAAAUCAAACAAAGAAUCUAAAUUAACAAAAGUGGGAAUGCAACAUAUCGCAAAAGUCUUCAAUCAAGUGUUAAAUAGUACGUCAACUAGAUCUAGAAUGAACAAGUUGAACAUGCAGCAACGUGUGAUGCUAUGUUCACUCGUGCAUAGAGAAAAACUAGACAUCUUCCAAAGUCAUAUUUCAAUGGAUGAUGCUUUCGAUUAUUAUUUCAGGUUAUUAUCCAAGAAGGAUGUUUUAAAACCAUUGAAAAGAAAUGAGUUUUUAGAAAUGUGUAACACUUUAGAAACGUGCGGUCUUGUAACGAUAAUAUUUGGUAAAUCAAAUGGUAAGACCAAACAUACUGUAAAAUUAAUCAAAACCAAUGUGGACGAAGCUGAGUUCCAGGAAGAAAUCACCAAAAUCGACCUAUUGAAAAACUUCAUGCUUAUUUAA